GGACAGAGUUCGUGUGGAGAUACGCCGGAGGACUGGGGAAACUUUUAUAAAAAUUUGCGGUAGUUCCUAUCCAUGACAUUUACCAGGGGCUCUACAGAGACCUUUCCAGGAAUCUUGUCAUGUUCAAGGCAGUGCUGAAAAAGAACAGAGAUGGGAGCAAGGGGAGCAAGAAGGAUUCAGGUGAUGUUCACAGCCACAGUGCCCAAAGAAGAUACCCACCUGAGGGAAACCCACAGCCCCAGGGUCCUGGCAGUGGGCACCCUAACGUCCCAGAUGAUGUUUUCAGACUAAGCCUUGCUAAGGGGGUGUCCAUGUCGCUCCCCUCCUCACCUCUCCUGCCACGACAAUCCUAUUUGAUGCCCCUGCGACCCAGCAAGAGAUCACCAGGUCCGAUCAGGAAGCCCAAAUAUGUGGAGAGUCCUCGUGUUCCUUCUGAUGCCAUCGUUUCAGCGCUGAGGAAGGUGGCUGAUAACAAGGAGUCCUCCCACAAAGAACUGCAAGCAGAGAAACAGCCAAGCUCCUCCUCCCCUGCCACUCAGGAACUGAUGACAAGGCUGGGCUUCUUACUGGGAGAAGGGAUCCCGGGUUCGGCAGGCAUACCUAUGGACGACAAGAAUGAAAAGAAGUGCUCUGUGACAAGCCAGGGUAUCAGCCCCUGCUCUACACUGACCAGCAGUACGGCGUCUCCCAGCACUGACAGCCCAUGUUCCACACUCAACAGCACAACAAGCCGCCCCCCUCUAAGCCGCUCCAGCCCUUGUGGGACCAUCACUAGCCCAAGCUCCACACUUGAGAGCAAAGACAGUGGGAUCAUAGCCACCAUCACCAGUUCCUCAGAGAAUGAUGACCGCAGCGGCUCCAGUCUGGAGUGGAGUAAGGAUGGCAGCCUGAGAGGCAGCGGGCGCCAUGGCCUGGCACAGAGCGUGCGGGCUGACACCUGCUCUCCCGUGGCAGAAGAAGACUCCAACAGUGCCACUGCCACACCAGCCGACACCCCAUCCAGGACAGAUCAGCAGCAACAGCAGCAGUCCAACACUUCAGCAGGGGCACUAGGACCACCGCAACCAUCAAGUCACACACCUGAGGGACCACAUCCAUACCCACUGCAGACAUCUUCCUCCCUCAUGAUGCCAAGACCAAACUCUGUAGCAGCGACCAGUUCCACAAAGCUGGAAGACCUGAGCUUUCUUGAUGAACAGCGCAACACCCCCCUGCGGACAUCCAUUCGCCUACCCUGGCAUAAUACAGGAGGAAGGCCACCUCAGGACUCUAAAGCUCGUUUUGCUCCCUACAAACCUGUGGACAUCAUGCUCAAGCCCUUGUUGUUUGAGGUACCCAGCAUCACCAUGGAUUCUGUGUUUGUGGGCCGAGAUUGGCUGUUCCAGCAGCUGGAAGAUGUUCUGAAGGCCAGCGAGUCCACAGAGAACCAUGGCGCCGUAGUUGUGGGCAGCGUGGGUUACGGGAAGACGGCCAUUAUCUCCCGGCUAGUAGCGCUGAGCUGCCAUGGAGGCCGCAUGCGUCAGAUAGCCUCCAACAGUCCUAGUGCCUCCCCUAAAAGUGGCGGAGGACCAAGCUCAGAACUUCCUCUCAGCCAGCCACCACAGCCCACUCCACCUUCCAGUGCUACUAAUACACUGAGGACCAACAGCUGCCCAGGGACCCCUGAGAUGCAGCGACGCAGGGAAGGGGCCGUGAAACGCCUGGCAGCAAAGGUGGUGGCAUAUCAUUACUGCCAGGCGGAUAAUACAUACACUUGCUUGGUACCAGAAUUUGUGCAUAGUAUCGCUGCCCUGCUGUGCAGAGCACACCAACUCAGUGCAUACCGGGAGCUGCUGCUGAAAGAGCCCCACCUCCAGAGCAUGCUCAGUCUGCGCUCCUGUGUCCAGGACCCAAUGGCAGCUUUCCGGAGAGGGGUCCUCGAGCCACUUGCCAAUCUUCGUAAAGAGCGGAGGAUUCCAGAGGAGGACCACAUCAUCUUGAUAGACGGGCUAAACGAAGCUGAGUUCCACAAGCCUGACUAUGGAGACACCAUUGCCUCCUUCAUCACAAAGAUCAUUGCCAAGUUCCCUCCCUGGCUUAAACUGGUGGUCACUGUCCGGGUCAACUUGAUGGAGAUCACCAGCCUUCUGCCCUUUUCCAAGAUCUCUCUGGAUGACUUUACUGACAACAAAGAGAUAAGCAAUGACCUCAAUUCCUAUAUCCAGUACCGCAUCAAUGGCAGCAAGGAUAUCAUGAACAACAUUAGCCUCAAUGGUAAAGCUGACCCCAUCACAGUCGGAAAGCUCAGUAGCCACCUGAUCUCACGCAGCCAAGGUUCCUACCUAUAUCUCAAACUCACCCUGGAUCUGUUUGAGAGAGGCCACCUGGUGAUCAAGAGUUCCAGCUACAAAGUUGUGCCCGUCUCACUGGCUGAGCUCUACCAGUUACAGUGCAACAUGAAGUUCAUGACCAAUUCAGCUUUUGAGCGCUCUUUGCCCAUCCUCAAUGUGGCGCUCGCCUCACUGCACCCCAUGACUGACGAACAGCUGUUCCAGGCCAUCAACGCCGGCUUCGUCCAAGGGGAGCUGCAAUGGGAGGACUUCCAACAACGUAUGGAGUUGCUCUCUUGCUUCCUCAUCAAGCGACGGGACAAGACGCGCAUGUUUUGUCACCCCUCCUUCAGAGAGUGGCUUGUGUGGAGAGCUGAUGGAGAGAGUACCGACUUCCUCUGUGACCCCAGGACUGGCCAUGCUCUUAUGGCAUUCAUGCUGUCCCGUCAAGAGGGGAAACUGAAUCGACAGCAGACCAUGGAGCUGGGCCAUCACAUUCUCAAAGCACAUAUCUUCAAGGGCCUGAGUAAGAAAACAGGUGUGUCAUCCAGUGUGCUGCAGGCUUUGUGGAUCAGCUGCAGUACUGAUGGUCUUUCUGCAGCAUUGGCUUCUCUGAGGAACCUCUACACACCCAACGUCAAGGUGAGCCGUCUGCUGAUGCUGGGUGGGGCAAACGUGAAUUACCGCACUGAGGUGCUCAACAAUGCGCCAGUCAUUUGCGUCCAGUGCCACCUUGGCCACCAGGAAAUUGCCUCCUUGCUGCUCGAGUUUGGGGCCAGCGUGGAUGUGGUGUCCGAAAACGGUAUGAACCCUCUCUGCUUCUCAGCUGCUGCAGGACACUUGGGACUAGUCAUGCUGCUCUGCAAGAGGGGGGCCAAGGUUGAUCAUGUAGAUAAGAGUGGCCAAUGUGCGCUGGUCCAUGCUGCUCUGCGAGGACACCCAGAGAUUAUCCAGUACCUACUGGAGCUGGAGUGGAGUGCUGAGGGGCAGCAGCAGGACUGCUCUCUGAAGAACAAAGCCUUGCAGCAGGCUUUGAUAGCAGCCUGCAGUAUGGGACACACACAGGUUGUGAGGGGCUUGCUGGAGUUGAAUGAUGAGCAUACUGUGCAAAUUGAUAGCCACGACACUCUGUGGGGAGAGACAGCCUUGACGGCGGCAGCAGGUCGGGGGAAGAUGGAGGUAUGCAGCUUCCUUUUGGAGGAAGGGGCAGUGGUGCAGCAAGUCAACCGGCGUGGAGUGUCUCCUUUAUUCUGUGCUGUCAGGCAGGGACACUGGCAGAUUGCAGAGCUGCUGCUAGAAAACGGCGCUGACAUUAACAUCAGUGACAAGCAGGGCAGGACUUUACUCAUGGUGGCUGCCUGUGAGGGUCACCUGAGCACUGUAGAGUUUCUGCUUUCGAAAGGUGCAUCUUUGACUUCGAUGGACAAGGAGGGGCUGACACCCCUCAGCUGGGCAUGUUUAAAAGGACAUAAGAAUGUAGUGCAGUUUUUGGUGGAGAAAGGUGCGGUCAUCGACCACACAGACAAAAAUGGACGAACUCCGCUGGACCUUGCUGCCUUCUAUGGAGAUGCGGAGAUCGUCCAGUAUUUGGUGGAAAGAGGAGCAGUGAUAGAGCAUGUGGACUACAGUGGGAUGAGGCCUCUGGACCGGGCUAUAGGCUGCCGAAACACGUCGGUGGUGGUGACUCUGCUGAAGAAGGGGGCCAAGCUGGGGAACGCUGCUUGGGCCAUGGCUACUUCUAAGCCUGACAUCCUCAUUAUCCUUCUUCAAAAGCUGAUGGAAGAGGGAAACCUGCUUUACAAGAAAGGGAAGAUGAAAGAGGCAGCCCAGAGGUACCAGUACGCCCUGAGGAAGUUUCCUAGAGAAGGCUUUGGUGAUGACCUGAAGGCAUUUAAAGACCUGAGGGUCUCUCUGUACCUCAAUCUCUCGCGCUGUCGCAGAAAAACUAAUGACUUUGGGAUGGCUGAGGAAUUUGCAACAAAAGCACUGGAGCUGAAACCCAAAUCCUACGAGGCCUACUAUGCCCGUGCAAGAGCUAAAAGGAGCAGCAGGCAGUUUACGGCGGCCCUGGCUGACCUGCAUGAAGCAGCCAAGCUGUGCCCCAAUAACCGGGAAAUCCGUCGCUUGCUGGCUCGAGUUGAAGAAGAGUGUAAACAAAUGCAGCGCACUCAGACCAAAGGAGGCCUCGCUGGGGCUGCAGCUGCCUCCAGCCAGGCGUCAGGAGGCCACGAGUCUGACCAGGAGCAAGACGAAGGACAAGAGGACCCUUUAGAGCACAGCCUUGCCAGGAGCGUAGCAGGCCAAAGAGACAUCCUGGAAGAGGAGGAAGAGGAGGAGGUGACAUCACAACAUGACAGGACACCUGAGGCCUGCUGGUCACAAAACAGUUACCCCUACAACAGAGUCUUACCCUCCGAGCCUGUCAGCAACAGUCUGGGUCACCAGGGUCUUAACCCCAGCUCACCCCCUGGCCCCGGCAGGCUUCCCCUCCACCGGUACCCCCGAGAACACCGGGAGGCCCAACAGGGUCUGGUCCUACAGUCCACCAAGCAAGCCCAGAUAGUCAAGACCAACCAGCAUAUGAGCUCCAUGCAAGCUGGCGGUGGGGCUGUUGGGGGCCGCACAACAGGGGCCAAAUCCCAGUAUGCUCCUUCCAGUCCUUUACCCAGCCGACAUAUGUCCAGCAUGCUGAAGCCCGGGCCAGGCAUCGACAUCAGUCCUCUUCCCCCCACAUCUGACGAGUCCAUCUAUGGGAACCGUAAGUCACUAGCAGCUGCCUCCACCUCCAUGGGUCACAGCUGUGAGAAAGAGAGCCUCCAUUCCUCCCAGGCCUCCUACUCAUCCUGCAGCAGCUCCAAGGGUCUAGGGCAAGACAGGUUGUCGGCCCACUCUGCAUCCUCUCUGGAUGGGUUGGCCUCCUCUGGUUCUGGUCCCCAGGGAAGCCAUACCGACCCAGGAAAGGAAGGUAUGUGUGGUUCAGUAGGAUUGCAGGGAGCAGGUAGCAGCAGCAUGCGUGUGUCCAGUUCUACCAGCAGCUUAGCCUCUAGCAGUAGCCUAUCUGACAGCGGCAAGCUGGGACCAGACGUCCGCACCAAGGUCUCGGACAAGACGAAGCACAGCCAACAGGCCAGCUCUACUGCAGAGUACAAACCCAGACCCUUCAUGGGCAUUACUGACAAGACGGCACGCUUUCAGCAACAGCUCCAACAACAGCAGCAAAUCCAACAGCAGCAGCACCACCACGUCCUGCAGAGUCACCCGAGCCUGCAGUCUACUGGCCGCAGCUGGCUGAACCACUCGUCUGACGGUCUGGUAUGUCACAACAUGUCAACAAUGGGCCUGCAGCCUGUCGACUGUGAGCUGCCUUACACCAAAACAGUGAGCACUUACCAGGAGCAGCACAAACCUCCUUCACCUCAGGGUGCUAUGGCAAUGAGUAGCUUACAAAACGGCAUGCUCGCCAAGGAAUUCACGGAGAAGUUCUGCCAACCCACCAACUGUUACAAAGAGUCCAAGCCAGCACUGGCGAUGCAGCACACGUUCAUGGACAGUAAACCCAAGCAGCCUGGCCUAGCCCGAGAUAAUCCUGCCAUUCACAUAGCUUCUAUGAAACCAAAGCGAUCAUUUAUAGAGUCGAAUGUGUAGAGAUGUUUGUUCUAUCUCAUACAGUCCACAACGCACACACCCUAGCAAAAAGAAUUGUUUUACCUUUUUUAACCAGCCCCAGACAGAGUACAGUAUCACUCUUAAGCCUUGUAAGAAGCACAGUAUGUGUGAAUACAGACUGCAAGCAGUGUGCUCCAGAUUUCUCUCCUCCCAACCUGCCGCUUGUGGCUGUCAGCUUCUGUUACAAGACAACAUGUCCACCGUCGUUCAGCCAAGCUGGAGACAUUGCACUGAAGGAAGUAUUUGGGCAUGUACUGUACAGUCCCUCAUCAACAAAACAGUGACAGCAAGCACUUUAUAUACAGUUAGGCCAUUUAAGUGCUUAUAACAACAUUCAGUUACAACAUGAUGUAUUGUAUUGCAUUAUCACAGAGCAGUUUAAUAAGAGUUGAAUAGGGUUUGAAUUAUGUUCAUUUCGUCCAUGGUGCUGAAAGAAAUAAGGAGAAGAAACUCCACAGUGAAGGUGUAAGAAAGUCUAACGGACGGGCAUUCCUGUGUUUUACGAAGGAUGUUAUAGAUCCUCAUGUUGUGUAUAUUAUAUAAAUAUGUACUUUUCCUUCUUUUCAGUGAAGGAUCAUGUUCAGUGUAUUGACAAGUUCAGACUGGUGUAUUUUGAGUUUUAUGCACAAUGUUGUUUAAAUGGUGUUAAAUGUUCUAAAAAAGCAUUUGUUAAAUAUGUUUGUACAUUAUAUAAAUCAUUAACAUGGAAUUGAAAUCAUUUCUGUAUCUGCUUGUUGUUGCUGUCUAGUUUAAUUUAUUUACAGCGCCGAUGGCUUAAUUGUAAAAGCAAUAUAUUUUAUAUAGUUAUUUUUGCACAGCUACUAAGACAUUUUAUGAUUCUCAAUAAUAUUGAGUUUAAGUGCAUGCUACAAUUGCAGUUUACAGUAUAUUUCAGAGUAAAAAAAAUAACUAUAAAAAAGGUUUUGGGGCACAGUGCCAUCGGCUCUAUUUUAAUAUGUAUGUUAAAUGCAAUUGUUGCCAUGUUUUCAGUAUUGUGAGCUUUAUUAGCUGUGAUCACAUACUGUAAUAGAGCAUUACUGCCAUAGCCACCAUGGGAGAGAGAAUAAAGACCCACUGAG
Messenger RNA from Scomber japonicus (chub mackerel), 7054 nucleotides. Its product is annotated as protein TANC1-like. Gene Ontology annotation, molecular function: protein binding. NCBI's taxonomy places the organism in Eukaryota, Metazoa, Chordata, Actinopteri, Scombriformes, Scombridae. The transcript is spliced from 26 exons. The record is from RefSeq and is a predicted model, not a curated record. Bases 120 to 5954 code for a protein of 1944 amino acids.